This is a messenger RNA of Loxodonta africana (African savanna elephant), 1988 nucleotides long. It is a transcript of the gene RNF151, whose product is annotated as ring finger protein 151. The transcript has 4 exons. Gene Ontology annotation, molecular function: zinc ion binding; ubiquitin-protein transferase activity. The record is from RefSeq and is a predicted model, not a curated record. Lineage: Eukaryota; Metazoa; Chordata; Mammalia; Proboscidea; Elephantidae. Gene Ontology annotation, biological process: protein ubiquitination. The coding region runs from base 1 to 1008 and encodes 335 amino acids.
AUGGACUUGACACCUAACAACAACGGGGGCCUUCCUGAGCUGCUGGACUCUGCAACCAAGGCCGGCUUCUCCAGCCUGGGGCUGGUAGACUUGGGGGGUCUGGACCUCCACAGCUCCCACCUCAAAGCAGGUGCUACCCUGCCUCUCUACUCAGGGUUGUCACAUAGCUCACCUUCCUGCCCAAAGCUUGCUGGGAGUCUCUGGUUGUGUGGAGUGGGGGGCCAGAUCCUGGUCCCAGCCCUGACAUUGGUCUGGCCUUUGCAGAGUGGAGGGUAUGAUCUCAACCUCUUCACCAGCCCUCCAGACUGCAACUUCCUGUGCUCCAUCUGCCAUGGGGUGCUCAAGAGGCCAGUGAGGUUGCCAUGCAGCCACAUCUUCUGCAAGAAGUGCAUCGUCCGGUGGCUAGCCAGACAGAAGACCUGUCCUUGCUGUAGAAAAGAGGUGAAAUGGAAAAGGAUGGUCCACGUGAAUAAACUCCGGAAAGUCAUUGGCCGCCUGGAAGUCAAGUGCAAGAACGCCGAGGCUGGCUGUUCGGUGACGUGCCCCCUGGCCCAUCGUAAGGGGCACCAAGACUCAUGCCCACUCGAGCCAAUGGCCUGCCCCAACGAAGGCUGCUCGGCGCAGGUGCCACGCCGAGCCCUGGCCGAGCACGGGCAGCACUGCCAGCACAGCGCCCAGCAGCGCUGUCCCAUGGGCUGCGGGGCCACCCUUGGCCCUGCCGAGCGGGCCGACCACAACUGCUACCGUGAGCUGCGAGAAGCCUGGGGCCUGCGCCAGGAACGCAGCCGCGCCCUGCUGUCACGCCUGCGGAGGUGCGUGCGCCGGGUGCACCGCGCCACCAACCUCAUCCGCCGGCAGCUGGCCCAGCUCGCCGACUUCCUGGAGGAGGACCAUGCCCAGCUAGAGGGUGCACCAGAGGAGGAGGAGCCGGAGGCCGCCCCGGAAGGCAGCAGUGGGGCUGGGGUGUCGGGGAUUCGGGCCCAAGAUGCCUUGUACAUAGAGGGUUAAAUAAAAGAGGAGCCCAGGCCUGGCCCACCUCGGCGCUAGUGUGCCUACCUCUCCUGUCGCCUCCCCAGAAUCGCUUUGACGUAUCCUUUGAAUUCUCUAGGCUGUUUCCCAUCAUUGGGUCUCUACACUGGCUCUUCCCCCUGCCUGGAAGGCUCUUGCCUUCCCUCACUCUUCAUUGCCCUGGUUCUUUUCUCCGAUCAUCUCCCAGCCUCCUUCCAGGUUACUUUCUACCAACCUCUUUUACCAGCCUAAAGCCAAUAGCACAAACCCCGAACUCAGUGAAAGAAUCAACUCGUUACAGCAGCCCAUAAAGCACCCUCCUGACCUCCUCCCUGCUCACUUCCUGCACCCACACUACUGUUACUCCUGCUACUUACCAGGUAUGCAGCCAGCCCAGGACCUUUGCACUGGCUGUUCCUCAGCCUACUUCUCAGUGACUCCUUCUCCACCUACCCCAUUUAAAACCGCACCUCCUGCACUCCGGCAUCCCUUAUGCUAGACUAUAUUUUCCACAGCAUUUAACUAUUAUGAAGUUAACGCUGGGUUUAACUAUUAUGAUUCUCUUGCCAGUCUCACCCCACCAGCUAAAACAUGAGCUACUAGAUUUGUGUUUACUGGUGUCUUCCAGGUGCCUAGAACAGUGCUUUGCACAUAUAAGGUAUUCAAUGAACAUUUGAAUGGCUCUGAAAUUGCCCGAUUUAUUUAUUUACCUGCGUUAUAUCAGACUGAGCCCCCUGAGGCAGGGACUGGUUCACCCAACCGAGCUUGACCCCCGUAUUCCAGAAUGCCGAGAAAGCAGAAAUUUUGAGGUUGCUUUAAUGAUAUUGGAGCCCUGGUGGCGCUGUGGUUAAGCGUUGGGCUGCUAACCAAAAGGUCGGCAAUCCGAAUCCACCAGUCGCUCCUUGGAAACCCUAUGGGGCAGUUCCACUCUGUCCUAUAGGGUAGCUAUGAGUCUGAAUCCACUCGAAGGCAACAGGUUU